ACACGCUCUCAGAUCAGUGCUUCGAUUUCUCGGCCGGAGGGGCGGUUUUUGUUCUUACACCGGAGAAUUUAUUACAGCCAUGAGAUCUGCCAAUUCUUACUGCUCCACCUUCGAAUGCGACCGGAAUCCGCCCCAUUUUCUCGACUCUUGCUUCCUCUGCCGAAAGCAACUCAGCCAGAAAAGCGAUAUUUAUAUGUACAGAGGAGACACGCCGUUCUGCAGCCAGGAAUGCAGACAAGAACAGAUAGAAAUGGACGAGGCGAAUGAAAAGAGAUUAAAGGUUUCGAAGAGAUCGAACGCCGUUCGGACACAGAACAAGGAUUCUUCCAAGGAAUCCGAUGCCAACAAGGCUGUAAGAACAGGCACUGUAGCAGUUGCAUGAAGAAUUAUAUAUAUAUAGGAAAAUUAAAAUAAAAGAAAACGAUGAAGCUGCUAUAUAUAUAUAUAUAUAAUCUGCUGCAAAUUCCCAGUGGCUCCGAUGAACAUCAUGGUGGAAGCCAAGAAAGAUUUUUUUUUUUUUUUGAGAAAUUAGGGCUGGGAUUUGAUCUGUAAAGAAAACUGGUGAAGAUGCGAGAAGCAAGGCUCAAUCUAACAAUUUUGAUUUUUUUUUUUUUUUUUUUUUUUGUGUUUUUAUAAUAUCGAAUAUCGAUGAUCUCUACUUUGUAUGCUAAUCUAUAAAAGAAUAGAAGCAUAUGAUGAAUGAAAAUUACAAUGUAAAUCUAUUUAAUUUUUAUUUUUAAUUUUCUUUUAUUUA
Molecule: messenger RNA, 754 nt
Organism: Andrographis paniculata
Lineage: Eukaryota; Viridiplantae; Streptophyta; Magnoliopsida; Lamiales; Acanthaceae
Product: FCS-Like Zinc finger 3-like
Exons: 2
Coding region: 80-382 (100 amino acids)
Biological process (GO): regulation of DNA-templated transcription
Molecular function (GO): zinc ion binding
Source: RefSeq, a predicted model, not a curated record